Messenger RNA from Pieris rapae (cabbage white), 1166 nucleotides. Its product is annotated as protein takeout. The record is from RefSeq and is a predicted model, not a curated record. The coding region runs from base 85 to 816 and encodes 243 amino acids. NCBI's taxonomy places the organism in Eukaryota, Metazoa, Arthropoda, Insecta, Lepidoptera, Pieridae. The transcript is spliced from 5 exons.
GAUAUUUUGGUGCGAAGUUAUCAGUUGACCGUUCAGACAUUCGAAGUAGUGUAGUGUUUUGAAAAAGUAAAAUAUUAAAAAAAUAUGAGUGCCAUUUUUUAUUCGUUCUUACUGGUUAUUCAGUUAACAUUUAUUCAGACUUUAGAUCCAAGAGAGUACGGAAAAUGCGAUGUCCGGGACUCAGAAUGCCUUACCAAACAGGUCCAACUCCGGGUACCAGAAAUUACUUCGGAUCUAAUAGCGGAGAUUGCGUCGAGACGUCUUGACCCACUGAUCAUAGACGUUGCUGAGAUUGAUAUCGCUGGUGUAAAAAUCAAUUUUUACAAGGCUGUUCUACGUGGAAUCAAGAACAUCGUGAUUGAAAGCAUGGAUUUGGACUCUACAAGAAGACAAAUGCGAGUGGUAGCUCACACCGAUGCCAUCGUUAAAGGACGUUACACUGUCGAUGGAAACGUCCUCGGUUUUGUGAUUAAUGAAGAUGGUGAUGCAGAGAUUAACUCCAAAAACUUCCAAAUUGGUUACGUGAUGCCAUACGAAAUCGUCAAGGACUCCAACGGCAAGGCUGUCUUCGACCUUAAGAGUUUCACCUUCUCUUAUGAUAUUAAAGACAGCGUGCAGUACAAUUUCACCAACUUGUUCAGGGGAAACAAGGGAUUAAGUGACUCUAUGCAUCACUUCCUAAACAGGAACACUGGAUGGUCCAAGGUCCUAAUCACAACAUACGGAAAGCCUCUUCUAGACAUGAUUGCUGGAAAGAUGUUCAACGCUUUUAGGUCAUAUCUUUUAGAGCAUCCCAUCGAUGAGAUGGUCUAUUAGAUAAGUACAGGAUAAAUAUUCACAUUCACUUUUGCUCCAACUAUUCAACAUUUUCAUGUCAUAUUAACUGGAAAGGUCUUUAUUGAAUUUACCAUAUUGUUUGAACAUGUUAUGUUAAUUUCUAUUUAGUCGCAUUAUUAAAAGUGCCUCAACACGUUUUUAAAUCCAGCAGUCUGUUUGCAAAAUAUAUAAAAUUAUUUUUGAAAAGACAUCGUUUAUUAUCAAUAGCUAAUCUGUUAUUUAUCUAACUAUUUGGUUAAAUCAUAUUAACAGUGCAAAUUGUUCUGUAUGUGUACUAUAUUUUCAGUAAUAUGUUCUGUACUUUGUUGGAUAAUAUAAUUUCAAAGAAA